Fomitiporia mediterranea MF3/22 is the source of this 1854-nucleotide messenger RNA. RefSeq names its product GMC oxidoreductase. The record is from RefSeq and is a predicted model, not a curated record. Lineage: Eukaryota; Fungi; Basidiomycota; Agaricomycetes; Hymenochaetales; Hymenochaetaceae. The transcript has 19 exons. Bases 1 to 1854 code for a protein of 617 amino acids. Gene Ontology annotation, molecular function: flavin adenine dinucleotide binding; oxidoreductase activity, acting on CH-OH group of donors.
AUGAGCGCAGCUAUUCAAGACGUUUCUAGCAAGACUUUCGACUAUGUCAUCAUUGGAGGAGGAACUGCGGGCCUUACGAUUGCAGCUCGUCUGUCCGAAGACCCAAAUAUUUCAGUUGUAGUGCUCGAAGCCGGACUCGAGCGACUUGGAGAUCCACUUAUCGACAUUCCGGCUCAGUUCGGGGUACAUCUCGGCGAUCCGCGUUAUUCUUGGGACUUUACAACCGUUCCUCAAAAGAACGCAAAUAAUCGUUCAAUUCCAUGGUUUCGCGGCAAAGCGCUUGGUGGAAGCUCCGCUAUUAACUACUACGUCUGGAACAAACCGCCUGUGGCGGAUAUAGACGCAUGGGAGGAGUUGGGAAACCCUGGCUGGAACUGGAACCGAUUCAAUGAGUAUUCGAAGAAAUGCGAAGGGUUCACAGCCCCGGACGAAGAGUUAUCAAGGAAGUACAGGCAGAAAUACAAUAUCGAUUCGUAUGGCUCCUCAGGACCACUUAAAAUGACUUUCCCUUCUGUCGUGGCUGGGCCCGAAAUCCCGUUCCAUCAGGCAUUGCUCAACGCAGGUAUCAAAGUCGCAAAAGAUCCGAAUAAUGGUGAUCCGAUCGGAACAUGGAUGGCUCCAUGUACUCUUGAUCCCAAGUCACAGACUCGGAGCUAUGCGGCAUCGGCAUUUUAUCAUCCUAAUGUGUCAAGGCCUAAUCUUCGUGUCCUUUGCGGUGCUCUAGUGCAUCGCAUUGUCACUGAUGGGACAAGCCAUAAAGCUGAAUCAGACGACCUAGUAAAAGCCUAUGCUGUCGAGUUUGAGUACGAAGAAAACGUAUAUUCUGUUUCUGCUGCGAAAGAGGUUGUCGUAAGCGCUGGCGCCUUGAAAUCGCCUCAAAUCCUGGAGUUGUCGGGAAUCGGAAAUCCAAAAAUUCUGGGUCCUCUUGGAAUAGAUGCGAUAGCCAAUCUUCCUGGAGUCGGUGAAAACAUGCAGGAACAUAUGAUUUGUGGAGUCAUUUUUGAACUGGACCCGAAGCACAACUUUGAGACUCUCGAUUCAUUCGCCGACGCGGCGUACAAGGAAAAGCAGCUGCUUCUUCAUGCAAAGGGAGAGGGUACAUGUAGACUGGGUCUAUCUGGAUUCACGUUCCUCUCACUUUCAGCUGUUUCUUCUGCUGAGACUGCACGUGAAAUCAUCACCAGAGCACACGAGUGCGUUAAGAUUAAAAAGGAGAAGGGCUCGUUGCCUCUGGGACUCUACGAGCAAUACGAAAAGCUAUUUGACUUGUUCGAGAACGGCCCUGGAGGAGAAAGUGAAAUCGCCUGCUUUCCAGGAUGGAUUGGGAAAGGAUCUCCCGAGGCAGGGAAGAACUACGUCACUAUUUGUGUGAAUUUGACUCGCCCAUUCAGCCGUGGGACAAUUCAUGUUGCGUCGAAGGAUCCCCAUGUUCAGCCCGAGAUAGAUCCUCAUUACUUUGAGGAGCCCAUUGAUCUCGAAGUUAUGGCUGAGACGAUCAAAUUUAUUCGGAAAAUCGCUGAACUCGAGCCCUUCAAGGACAUCAUUUCACGCGAAGUCGCACCAGGCCCAUUAAUCAAGGGAGACGGACCUAUCCAAGAGUUUCUCAAAGACAACGUUGGAGCAAUGUUUCACGCUACAGGAACGCUAAGCAUGCUUCCACAUACCUUUAACGGUGUAGUUGACGCAAAUUUACGAGUCUACGGGACACGGAACAUCCGUGUUGCAGAUCUAAGCAUUGCCCCGCUGCAUGUUGCAGCACAUACACAAAGUUUAGCGUAUGUGAUUGGAGAGCAAGCUGCAGACAUCAUCCGUGGACACAUUCCCGAAGUCAGAGAAAUAGGAAGUAACGCCUAA